Ilex paraguariensis (yerba mate) is the source of this 285-nucleotide messenger RNA. NCBI's taxonomy places the organism in Eukaryota, Viridiplantae, Streptophyta, Magnoliopsida, Aquifoliales, Aquifoliaceae. The record is from the annotation of a GenBank genome assembly.
GUUGGAUAUGCUUCAAGGCCCUUGCAGAAGAAACAAAGGCAGUGAUUAAUUUUUGGCUCCCCACUCCUUAUAAUUUGGAUCUUAUAUUUCUGGGCCAUGAUCAUAAGCAAAUAUCAAGUAGCAUGUAUGAUGUUGUAUUCAGUAUUAUUAAUUUAAAAAAGAACAGAAAAAUUCUCUCAAACUUCUACUGCCAGUGGGUUUUAUAUGUUAUAUACGCAGUACACAGGUAUUCAGUUUUGGUAAUAGACAAUUGAUUGUGAUCGGAACCACUAGUCGAAAGUUGAU